GCAGGAGCCGCUCGCUGCAAGGGAGAAGCCAGGCGAGCGGGCGGGCAGGCGGGCCGGCAGAGCGCGGCGAUGCAGUCGCGGCGGGGCUCGUGAGUUGCACGUCCUCGGCCGGUCGCUCACUCCAUCCAUCCUUCGGGCAGGCGAUCGCGCGGGCGUCAUGGAGAACCAGCUGGCGCGCUGCAAGAUCGUGGUGGUGGGCGACAGCCAGUGCGGCAAGACGGCGCUGCUGCACGUCUUCGCCAAGGACGCCUACCCCGAGAACUAUGUCCCCACUGUGUUUGAGAACUACACAGCCAGUUUCGAGAUUGACAAGCAACGCAUUGAGCUUAAUAUGUGGGACACAUCGGGUUCAACAUAUUAUGACAAUGUGCGCCCACUUGCUUAUCCUGAUUCAGAUGCUGUUUUAAUCUGUUUUGACAUUAGCCGCCCUGAGACCUUAGACAGUGUCCUUAAAAAGUGGCAGGGAGAAACCCAGGAGUUCUGCCCUGGUGCCAAGGUGGUUCUGGUGGGUUGUAAACUGGACAUGCGCACUGACCUGAACACUUUACGGGAACUCUCCAAGCAGCGCCUUAUCCCCGUCACACACGAGCAGGGCAGCAUGCUGGCUCGGCAACUGGGUGCCGUGGCAUAUGUUGAGUGCUCUUCCAAGGUGUCGGAAAACAGUGUGCGGGAUGUUUUCCAUGUGACCACCCUGGCCUCCGUCAACCGCAUGCACAAACACCUCAAGCGUAGCAACUCCAAGCGAGGGCUGAAGCGGGUCACACAGAUGCCAGGACGGACGGACUUGUUGACUGAUUCUGAGAUCCGCAAAGACCGGGCCAAGAGCUGCUCAGUGAUGUGAGAGAGCAGGAGAGACCCAGAGGGACUGAAGUAUAGCAUUGCCUGUCUUGUUCAUUAUCUCGCUGUACAGUAACUGGUCCCGGGGAGGUCUCUGCACAGCAGGCCUCAUUCCCCAGGAUGUAGGUCUGAGAAAACUAAGCCUUCCCUGAAAACACAGAGGUUGGACAGGGGAGGGAACUGCCUGAUGUUGGAAAUGCUAUGCAUAGGGGGGGAGAACGUCUGAAGUGGCUCUUGUUGCACAGGAAUGCUCAGGUUGCAGAAAUCCUCCAAAGAAAGGAGCACAUCACUGUGUGAGGCACAGGUGGAAGAGAAGGGUAAAAAAAAGAAAGAAAAGAUACUUCAAAUCCUCUGAAGAGUCAUUAUUUUGGAGCUAGUUUCAAAUGUGUAGCUGUAUCCAGGCAACUGGGUGUGUCCGGUAUUUUUUUUGCAGCCAUGAUGUGUCGUGGUCAGGCCACUCACAUCGCAUGUGUGUGUAUGCGCACGCGCGUGUUUGUUCAAUGUAUGCACAGGUGAGGUGCAGGGCUGGUGCUCAUGCUUGAGGCCAGUCACAGAAUAAAAGAGUUGCUGAGACAACAAAA
This is a messenger RNA of Pogona vitticeps (central bearded dragon), 1418 nucleotides long. RefSeq names its product Rho family GTPase 2 (gene RND2). Lineage: Eukaryota; Metazoa; Chordata; Lepidosauria; Squamata; Agamidae. Gene Ontology annotation, molecular function: GTP binding; GTPase activity. The record is from RefSeq and is a predicted model, not a curated record. Gene Ontology annotation, biological process: small GTPase-mediated signal transduction.